CAUCUCCCGCCAUUAAAGCCUCCUUGUGGUUCAGAGCCCUGUUCUGUCGAGUCGUGACCUGGAGAGACCGCAGUGUCCUAGGAAGGACUCGGGGGACCCGGGAGCCCUGGAAAUGGACUCAUUGGCCAUUGAGGACGUGGCUGUGAACUUCACCCCAGAGGAGUGGGCUUUACUGGAUCCUUCACAGAAGAAACUCUACAGAGAUGUGAUGUGGGAAACCUUCAGGCACCUGGCCUCAGUAGGAAUAACGUGGGAAGAUCAUGAUAUUAAAGAUCAGUGCAAAGACAAGGGGACAAAACUACGAAAGCAUAUGGUAGGGAGACUCUGUCAAAGUGAAGGGGGUGGUCAGUGUGGAGAAAACUUCAGCCUUCUUCCAAAUCUCAGACGGAACAAGCAAACUACAGGAGCUAAACCAUGGGGAUGCAGCUCAUGUGGAAGAGUCUUCACACAUCAUUCAUUGCUGAAAAUGCACAUUAGACAUCACACUGAACAUAAAACAUAUGACUGUCAAAAAUAUGAAGAGAAGCCAUAUAAAUGUCAGGAAUGUGGGAAAGACUUCACUUAUCUCACUUUACUUCAAACACAUGAAAUAACUCACACUGGAGAGAGACCCUAUGAAUGUAAAAAAUGUGGUGAAGCGUUUACUUCUUACAGUUCUCUUCGAAUACAUGGAAGAAUUCAUACUGGAGAGAAACGCUUUGAAUGUAAGAAAUGCAGUAAAGCGUUUACUUCCUCCAGUUGUCUUCAAAUACAUGUAAGAACUCAUGCUGGAGAGAAGCCCUUUAAAUGUAACAUAUGUGGUAAAGCCUUCAUUUCUACCAUUUGUCUCUCAACACAUGGAAGAACUCACACUGGAGGGAAACCCUACAAUUGUAAAAAAGGCGGUAAAUCAUUCAGUUUUUCCAGUUCUCUUCAAAGACAUGGAAGAAGUCAUACUGAAGAGAAACCCUACACAUGUAAAAAAUGCGAUAAAGCAUUCACUUCUUCAAGUUCUCUUCGAAUACAUGAAAGAAAUCACACUGGAGAGAAGCUGUUUAAAUGUAAAAUAUGUGGUAAAGCCUUCAUUUCUACCUUUUGUCUCUCAUCACAUGGAAGAACUCACACUGGAGGGAAAGCUUACAAAUGUAAAAAAUGUGGUAAAGCCUUUACUUCUUCCAGUUAUCUUCGAGUACAUGGAAGAAUUCAUACUGGAGAGAAACCCUAUGAAUGUAAGAAAUGCAGUAAAGCAUUCACUUCUUCCACCUAUCUUCGAAUACAUGAACGAACUCACACUGGAGAAAAGCCAUUUAAAUGUAAAAUAUGUGGUAAAGACUUCAUUUCUACGCUUUGUCUCUCAAGACAUGGAAGAACUCACACUGCAGGGAAACCCUACGAAUGUGAAAAAUGUGGUAAAUCAUUCUCUUCUUCCCGUUCUCUUCGACUCCAUGAAAGAACUCACACUGGAGAGAAACCCUUUCAAUGUGAAAUAUGUGGUAAAGCGUUCAGUUAUACCAGUUAUCUUUCAAGACAUAAAAGAACUCACACAGGAGCAAAACCCUACAAAUGUGAAAAAUGCAGUAAAGCAUUCACUUCUUCCAGGUAUCUUCAAAUACAUGGAAGAAUUCAUACUGGAGAGAAACCCUAUGAAUGUAAAAGGUGCAGUAAAGCGUUCACUUUUUCCGGUUGUCUUCGAAUACAUGAACGAACUCACACUGGCGAAAAGCCCUUUAAAUGUAAAAUAUGUGGUAAAGCCUUCAUUUCUACCAAUUGUCUCUCAACACAUGAAAGAACUCACACUGGAGGGAAACACUACAAAUGUGAAAAAUGUGGUAAAGCAUUCACUUCUUCCAGUUAUCUUCAAAUUCAUGGAAGAUUUCAUACUGGAGAGAAACCCUAUGAAUGUAAAACAUGCAAUAUAGCAUUCACUUCUUCCAUUUAUCUUCAAAGACAUGAAAGAACUCACACCGGAGAGAAACCCUUUCAAUGUGAAAUAUGUGGUAAAGCGUUCAGUUAUACCAGUUAUCUUUCGAAACAUAAAAGAACCCAUACUGCAGAGAAACCCUAUGAAUGUAAAAGAUGCGGUAAAGCAUUCACUUCUUCCAGUUAUCUUCCAAUACAUGAAAGAACUCACACUGGAGAGAAACCAUUUGAAUGUAAACAGUGCAGUAAAGCAUUCACUUUUUCCAAAUCUCUUCGAGUCCAUGAAAGAACUCACACUGCAGAGAAACGCUCUGAAAGUAAAAUAUGCAAUAAAGUCUUCACUGCUUCCAGUUCUCUUCAGGUCCAUGAAAGAAGUCACAGUGGAGAGAAAGCCUCAUGAAUGUCAGGAAAGUGAGACAGGCUUUACUUCUCAUGCAGCCUUUUGAGGAUAUGCACAAAUGCACACGAGAGGAUAAUCCAUGUAGACAUAAACAAGUUGGGAAAGACUUUUGUCAUCCCAGUUCUUCCUGAAGGCAUGAAAGGACUCACUUGAUAAAAACGUCUUGAAUGUAAACAGCAUGAGAAAGACUUCAAUUGGCCUACAUCCUUCUAUGUGAAACUCCCACCAAAAAGAAAUGUAAAUGUAAGUCAUGUGAGAAAGCUUCAUGGAAAUUAAUUUGUAUAUGAGGUUGUGGAAAACUUUCAACAUGAAAGAGUUGUUGUAAAAUAAAUAGAUUGUAUCUAUCAAGCCUUUCUUAAAGUGCCACAUUGGACUGUGCAUUUCUAUUAAUUUACUUCAGAAAUGAAUAUUGAGGGGCUGGUCCCGUGGCCGAGUGGUUAAGUUCGCGUGCUCUGCUGCAGGCGGCCCAUUGUUCCAUUGGUUUGAAUCCUGGGCACGGAUAUGGCACUGCUCAUCAAACCACGCUGAGGCAGCCUCCCCCAUGCCACAACAGGGCGGCCC
Equus quagga is the source of this 2860-nucleotide messenger RNA. Its product is annotated as zinc finger protein 14-like. The transcript has 4 exons. Gene Ontology annotation, cellular component: nucleus. NCBI's taxonomy places the organism in Eukaryota, Metazoa, Chordata, Mammalia, Perissodactyla, Equidae. The record is from RefSeq and is a predicted model, not a curated record. Gene Ontology annotation, biological process: regulation of transcription by RNA polymerase II. Bases 113 to 2299 code for a protein of 728 amino acids. Gene Ontology annotation, molecular function: DNA-binding transcription factor activity, RNA polymerase II-specific; RNA polymerase II transcription regulatory region sequence-specific DNA binding.